Messenger RNA from Didymodactylos carnosus, 891 nucleotides. NCBI's taxonomy places the organism in Eukaryota, Metazoa, Rotifera, Eurotatoria, Philodinida, Philodinidae. The record is from the annotation of a GenBank genome assembly.
AUGUCUUAUUCUCAAUCACCUUCAUCAUCUAGAGAUAAGACUACAACAACUAAUACACAAUAUCCAAUUUUUGCUAUUGUAAAAGCGGCAACUUUUCAACAAGUACUUGGACAUCCAAUGGCAUAUGUUCGAAUUUUGAUGCAGAUGGGUUAUGAACCAUUAACUUGUUAUAAAGCAAAAAAUUUAUUUGGAAAAGAAGUAAUAUACUAUCCAAAUGUAUUUCGUUAUCUUCGUUUUAUUUAUAAUAUUGAUGGCAUAACCGGUUUAUAUCGUGGGUUUGGAUGUUCAUUAAUGGCCAAAGUUGUUUAUUGGUAUACAACAACAAAAGUAGAUGAAGGGUCAACGUUAGCCUAUAAAAUAGGAUUUUUAGCUGAUUUCGAGACUUUGAGAGAAGUACGAUGUCAAUCAUGGGGAAUACUUAUAUCCCAUCCUUUACAAGUCAUGGCUAUUCGUUGUAUGGCUCAAUUUAUCAGAAAAGAACAAGUGUAUUCGUCAAUAAAUAUAUUUCAGAAUGCAGUGGAAAUUUAUCAGCGACAAGGAAUUGGAGGAUUUUUUGUUGGUCUAAUGCCACGAUGUUUAUUAGAAGUAUCAAUAAUUGUUAUCGCAAAUUUUCUUAUCCAUUUAUUAAAGACACAAAUACACGCUCCACAAGAAAUGGCACCUCUGUUCGAAUAUUUAACCGCCUUUGUUGUUCAAUCACUAACAUACCAGUUAAGCAUUGUAACAACUGUGACAAUGGUUAAUCGUAGUGGCCUAGCUAUUGGUCUACCAUCUAUAUCACCUGUUGGUGGUUUUUCUCAUUGGCAAGAUGUUUAUAAAUAUUUACGUAAACACGAUCAAUUAAAACGUGGUUCAUCAUUAAUAAAUCGUCCAGUGAUAAAUUCUGAGUAA